GGGUUCGAGCGGACUUCGGAUAUGGGCAGCCUGCCGGAGCUGGCGGAGCGCGCGCGGCCGGCGGCCCUGCGCUCCGCCGCGCGCACCACCUCAGAUCCCCACCGGCACCGCGCCCUGGCCGGUGCCGGCGCCCCACAGCUCCCCGUCCCCACUAUAUAUAAAAAAGAGUGGCCGUGGCGAAAGGCGAAGGCGCCAGCGCGGGGCUUGGCGCCGGGCGGUGGUGGGCGGCGGCGCGACUCCGCGGCGUCGUCGGUGGGCGCGGCGUCGGUACGGCGGCUAAUUGUGCGGCCGCCGGCCCCCGUGCCGCGCUCCGCCGUCGUACGCUUUACGCUGCUGUGCGCGGCGAGCGGGCUGUGCGCCGCCGCGUUGCUGCCCUUCACGGCAUUCGCGGGUGCGGAGGCGGGCGCGGCGCCGCUGGCCGUGAUGCACGCGGUGGCGGCGAUCGCGGCGCCCCUUGCUCCCUCGCUCGUGCAGCGCGCGGGACCGCGACUUGUGGUGACGGCGGCGCACGCGCUGGUCGCUGCAUUGGUAGGCGCGCAUGCGCUGGCGCUGCCACUGUGGGCGCUGCUCUCGCUGUACGCGCUUUGCGGCGCCGCGCUAUCGCCGUCUUCGCUUGCGUUGAGUGUGUCGGCGGCCGCGCUGUCGCAGACUGCGGGCGACGAGAACCGGCGUCGAGUCGUGUUGCGGCGGGCGCUGCGGGGGCUGCGCGCGGCACAGGACCUAGGCCUGGUGUUGGGCGCACUGCUACUCGGCGGCGCCUUGGCGCUGUGGCCGGAGGAGCCGACUACUGUCGCGCUCGCCGACAACGUCACGGCGACACGCUGGCCCUUGCUGGACGAUUAUUACAUCGAAGACGACUACGAGGAGCGCACGUGCGGAGCGGCGGGCUGCCCGCAGGUGCGCAUGGUAUCGGGCGGUGCGGGGCUGAACGCCGCAGGAAGGCGCGCGCUGGCCGCAUGCUGGGCGGCGAUGGCGCUAGCGGGCGCGGCGCUGGCGGCAGCGGGAGCCAGCACAAACGCCGCGCCGCCCGACGCCCGCGCCGCCAUAGCUGACCCUCGUGCAAUCUUCGCCGCACCCAUGGGGUUUUUCAUAGGACUUCAACAGGGUUUCAUUUAUACUUCAUAUAUGAGGUGGUACGGUGUGUGCGUGGGCGGCUGGGGAGGCGCGUGGCGUGCGCUGUGCGGCGCGGGCGCGCUGCAAGCUUUGGCGGCGGCCACGCUGAGCAUGGCCGCGGCGCGUGCGGGUGGUGCGGGGCGCGCCCUGGCGGCGGGCGGCGGCGCGGCGCACGGCUCGCUGCUGUUGGCGUUGCUGCGCUGGCGUGCCGCGCGCUCCGACCUGGCGCUGCCGGCAGUGGCCGCCGCCGCCUGGGGCGCGUGCGGGGCGCUCUGGGACGUCCUGCAGUGCGGGCUGUGUGUGGGCGGCAGCGGCUGGCGCGGGCCGUGGGCGCUCACGUUGGCGGCGCGGCACGCGGGGCUGGCAUUGGCGUGCGGCGCGCGGCGGCUGAUGUGCGUGCGCGCACAGCUGGCGGGCCUGGCGCUGUCGCUGGCCGCCGCGCUCGCUUCCCACGUCGCCCUCGACCUGCGUCAACGCCGCGCGGACGCUCGCCGCACCUAGCGCCGCCCCCGCUCCCGCUCCCCGGACGGAAACGUUUUUGUUCUACAAGUCAAUGCGUUCUCCGAAAUGACGGACGUUGUGGACGCCUUUGACGCCGAGGUGAAAGAAGUCAGUCCUAAAGUGCUCAAAGCGACCUCCGGCCGGGUCUACGCUGCACAGCCAGUCGGGCUAACGGGCGGAGGACGAGAUGUAAAUGACGUUUCAGACGAAGAAACGCAGCACGAUCGUCAAGAGAUACCCAAAUGUCGUGAAGCGAAAUUACAGUCUGCCUCGUUCCACGUCGGGGACGUAGCAAGUGUAGAGUGUGCCAGUGGUGGCGCAGGUGACGUUCUGUUGAAAAGUGAGAUUUGUUAGUUGUGCGAAGUGCGUCGCGGUGCGACCCGCAUGUAGACUCACACUCUUAGCAACCAAAAAAGAAAUCCCAAUGAUUUUUACGGUCACGUUUGUACACACGACAUGAUUUGAAGUCAUAUUCGAGCUUAUCUCAAAUUUUAACUGAAUCAAAUAUGAAUCACUUAUCAUUAAUAUUCGUACAACACCCACCGAAGCUGCGCAGUCGGCAGUUUCUGAUUGUGUCAAUGUUUUUUCACUAAUGUUUUUAAAGUGAGUGUUAUAUAAAUUUUUAUAAACAAAUACGUUUUAUAUUUGGCACUAAAAUAAAUAAAAUUGCGUAUUCUACCGAGUCCAUGAACUUAUUUACAAGAUAAAGAACCCAUACUAUUACUAAACAAGUAUACAUAAGUAAUA
Papilio machaon (common yellow swallowtail) is the source of this 2361-nucleotide messenger RNA. RefSeq lists its product as uncharacterized. Gene Ontology annotation, cellular component: striated muscle dense body; plasma membrane. The annotation marks the transcript as partial. Gene Ontology annotation, biological process: regulation of potassium ion transport; regulation of muscle contraction. The record is from RefSeq and is a predicted model, not a curated record. Gene Ontology annotation, molecular function: potassium channel regulator activity. The transcript has 5 exons. Lineage: Eukaryota; Metazoa; Arthropoda; Insecta; Lepidoptera; Papilionidae.